Molecule: messenger RNA, 6514 nt
Organism: Plectropomus leopardus (leopard coralgrouper)
Lineage: Eukaryota; Metazoa; Chordata; Actinopteri; Perciformes; Serranidae
Gene: jak2a
Product: Janus kinase 2a
Biological process (GO): cell surface receptor signaling pathway via JAK-STAT; cytokine-mediated signaling pathway; protein phosphorylation
Cellular component (GO): membrane; cytoskeleton; cytosol
Molecular function (GO): non-membrane spanning protein tyrosine kinase activity; growth hormone receptor binding; ATP binding
Source: RefSeq, a predicted model, not a curated record
CAUCAUCAUCAUCAGUCAUCAACUCAUAUGUGGAGACUAAUGCGAGUCAGUCAGGGAAGUAGUAGCAUAACAGUUGCGUUUGCUAGCAAAACCCCAAUAGUCAUGUCGAGCAAACAGUAAUGAGCUCAGUGAGAGUUACCGAUAAUAACAUAUGCGAUGCGUAAAGUGAAAAUAGGUCAGGGGGAGACGUGAAGACCGACGGAAUGGCAGUUAACGGGGCGAAAAGCGAGGCAGCGGUACUUGUGUUGACAGCUAGCGGAGGGUCUGUAGCGUAACAUCAGCUAGCCAACGGCGCGUUAACGACACCGAGGUGGACUGUGUGUAGGACUUCAGAGACACGCAGAAGAGGACAGACAGAUCUGUGUUGUUUUGGAAAACUGAAGCAGCUACAGGACAUCAGAAGACAGAAAGCAGAGUGGAUGUUUGUUUUGAGCAGCACAUGGCUUGCAUUCUGCUGACAGACAUGGACCCACCCAUCUCCAGUUCCAUAGCACAUCUUAAUGGCUGCCUCGCUGACCUCGACCUAGCCACAGGACCCGACCCCAAGCAGGACACGGAUGCCACCUGCCUCACUGUCCACCUUUACUACCUGGGGAAGGACCAAGGAAGGGGUGGUUCAGAAAAUAGUUCAGAAAGUGCGCUCACAUUUCCACCUGGGGAGUACGUAGCAGAGGAACUGUGCAUCAGUGCAGCGAAAGCAUGUGGGAUUGCUCCAGUGUACUGCAGCUUGUUUGGCCUAAUGAGGGAAAAUGACAGAAUAUGGUUUCCUCCUAAUCACAUCUUUAAACUGCACCAGCCAGCCAGUGAGAGACUGCACUUCAGAAUCAGAUACUAUUUCCCUGGCUGGUAUAACAGCGCUAAUUCAUCAUAUGCCCAUCGCUAUGGCGUAUCCAAGGGGACAGAGAGCCCUGUGAUGGAUGAUUGCGUAAUGGCGUACCAGUUUUUUCAGUGGCGUAGUGACUUCCUGAAUGGCUGGGUUCAUAUUCCGGUGAGUCACGAGGCCCAGGAGGAGUGUCUGGGCAUGGCGGUGCUGGACAUGAUGAGGCUCGCCAAAGAGAGUGGUCAGUCACCUGUUGAAAUCUACAAUGACACCAGCUACAAAUCCUUCCUGCCGAAAUGCACGCGAAACCGCAUCCAGGAAUAUAAUAUUUUGACUCGGAAAAGGAUCCGCUAUCGCUUCAGGAAGUUCAUCCAGCAGUUCAGUGAAUGCAAAGCCACGGUGUGCAACCUCAAGCUCAAAUAUCUGAUGAGCCUGGAGAUGCUGCUCCCCUCCAUUUACUCUGAGCGAUUCCAAGUCACCGACCUCUCCGCGCGUGAGGUUACCAUCGUUGUCAUGGGCAACACAGGCAUCCAAUGGUCAAAAGGGAAAGAGGAGGAGGGAGCAGAAGAGGAGCUGCAGACAUACUGUGACUUCCCAGAGGUGAUCGACAUCAGCAUCAAACAGGCCAAUAAGGAGGGCUCUGUGGAGAGCCGCAUAGUUACCCUCACCCGACAGGACAACCAGACCCUGGAACUGGAGUUUCGUUCGCUCUCAGAGGCUGUGUCUUUCGUAUCGUUAGUGGAUGGGUAUUACAGACUGGUUGCAGAUGCCCAUCAUUUUCUGUGUAAAGAGGUGGCUCCACCAAGACUUCUGGAGUGCAUCCAGAGCUACUGCCACGGCCCGGUGUCGAUGGAGUUUACGAUCAGUAAGCUACGUCGCUGUGGAAACCACCAAGGCUUGUACAUCCUUCGCUGCAGCCCCAGGGACUACAACAAAUUCUUCAUGUCCUUUGUGGUGGGGUAUGAAACUAUGGUGGACUAUAAACACUGUCAGAUUGUGAAGACAGAGUCAGGAGAGUACAUUCUGAGUGGUGCAAAGAGGAGCUUCGGCUCACUUAGGGAACUUCUGCACUGCUACCAAAAGGAGGCGCUUCGAACUGAUGGAUACACGUUUCAGUUGACCAGGUGCUGCUCACCCAGUCUCAAAGAUAAAUCCAACCUGGUGGUGUGUAGAAAUAAUCAAGGGGCAGAUGUUCCAGUGUCUCCAUCGCUCCACAAACACAACAUCAGCCAGAUGGUCUUCCACAAGAUCCGAAAAGAGGACCUUGUCAUCAAAGAGAGUCUCGGCCAAGGAACCUUAACCAAGAUCUUCUGCGGUGUGAGGAAAGAGCUGGGAGACUAUGGCGAGGUGCACCAAAUGGACGUCGUUAUCAAGAUCCUGGACAAGGCUCACCGCAACUAUUCAGAGUCCUUCUUUGAAGCAGCCAGUAUGAUGAGCCAGCUGUCCCACAAGCACUUGCUCCUCAACUAUGGUGUGUGUGUUUGUGGCAAUGAGAACAUGAUGGUGCAGGAGUAUGGUAAAUUUGGUUCACUGGACACCUACCUGAAAAAGAAUAAAAGCUGUGUUAACAUCACCUGGAAGCUCGAAGUAGCCAAGCAGCUUUCCUGGGCCAUGCACUACCUGGAAGAUAAGAACCUCAUUCAUGGAAAUGUUUGUGCAAAGAAUGUGCUUCUGAUCAGAGAGGAGGACCGGAUGACGGGCAGCCUGCCCUUUAUCAAACUCAGUGACCCGGGGAUCAGCAUCACCGUGCUGCCCAAAGAAGUUCUGGUGGAGCGUAUCCCAUGGGUGCCCCCUGAGUGCAUUGAAAACCCCCAAAAUCUGAGUUUGGCCACAGACAAGUGGGGCUUUGGGACAACGCUUUGGGAGAUCUGCAGUGGUGGCGACAAACCUCUCAGCACCCUGGACUGCUCCAAGAAACACUUGUUCUAUGAGGACAGGCACCAGCUGCCAGCUCCUAAAUGGACAGAGCUGGCCAAUCUGAUUAACAGCUGUAUGGACUACGAGCCCUCGCACCGACCCUCCUUCAGAGCAGUUAUCAGAGAUCUCAACAGCCUCUUUACACCAGACUACGAGCUCCUGGUGGAGAGUGACAUGGUGCCCAACAGGACAAGAGGCUUCGGCUUCCCAUGGGCCUCUGAAAACCAGGAGCCCGCCCAGUUUGAGGAGAGGCACCUCAUCUUUCUCAAGCAGCUGGGCAAAGGAAACUUUGGUAGCGUGGAGAUGUGCAGGUACGACCCCCUGCAGGACAGCACAGGGGAGGUGGUGGCUGUGAAGAAACUACAGCACAGCACAGCCGAGCACCUCAGGGACUUUGAACGGGAAAUCGAGAUCCUCAAAUCCCUCCAGCAUGAAAACAUUGUCAAAUACAAAGGAGUCUGCUACAGUGCAGGACGGAGGAACCUACGGCUGAUCAUGGAGUAUCUCCCCUACGGCAGCUUGAGAGAUUAUCUCAUCAAACACAAGGACCGCUUUGAUUUCAACAAACUGCUCCAUUAUGCGUCACAGAUCUGCAAGGGUAUGGACUAUCUUGCCACUAAGCGAUAUAUCCACAGAGACCUGGCUACCAGGAACAUUUUGGUGGAAAGCGAGACAAGGGUGAAGAUUGGUGAUUUUGGCCUGACCAAGGUGCUGCCACAGGACAAAGAGUACUACACUGUCAGAGAGCCCGGGGAAAGCCCCAUCUUUUGGUAUGCUCCAGAGUCGCUGACAGAGAGCAAGUUCUCUGUGGGAUCAGAUGUUUGGAGUUUCGGUGUCGUCCUCUAUGAACUCUUUACAUACAGUGACAAGAACUGCAGCCCACCCGCGGUGUUUAUGGACAAGAUGGGGAAUGAAAAGCAGGGCCAGAUGAUAGUCUACCAUCUGAUAGACCUGCUGAAACAGGGAUACAGGCUGCCUGCUCCUGAUAAUUGUCCAAAGGAGAUCUACAAGAUUAUGACAGACUGCUGGAACAGUGAGCCGAGGCUGCGCCCUACUUUCAAGACAUUAAUUCACAGUGUGGAGGCUGUGCGAGACAGCAAGGACGGAUGAGCGGCAUUGAUCCUUGAACCUCUGACCUUUAGGUGUUUUCUCCCGGGAGGGUCCGUUGUCACAGAUCUUUAAAGAACAAUGAAUGUCUCUGAGAUGCGUGGGUUUACUGCAGCGAUGCAGUCACUAGCCUCAAGUAUACUUGUUGUUUUUCUUUUGAUGAUCUGCAUGUCUGUCAGACUAUUUAACAUAAACUCAGAUUAGGAUGAUGAAUGGGGAUAUUCACUUUCUCAGCAGGAUACUCACUUCUUAAAGGAGCUCUAUAUGAUAUUCACAGCAUUAAUAUAGCAGCAAACCACUUUUUGCUAUGUUCACAUAUUGUGGAGUAAUGGCGUCCUGAGCAGUGAAAGUCACGCCGUACGUGUUUAUGCCACGGGCUAGCUUGUCUCCGCCACUCUGCACUGCGCUCAUACAGUGGUUACUGUUGAACUGCUGAUAUUAGGAUGGCAGCGCUGCGUUGUGUAACAAUAUUAACUCUGUCAGCACUGUGGCAGUUGUUAACACUCUAAAGGCCCUGACACACCAAACCAACAUCGGAGAACUAGUGGUGAUGAAAGCCCCCCUCUGCAUCGCCACAUGCCACCUGUGUCUUGGCCAAAAAAGUUGCACAUGACACAACACACUACAACUGUUGGCCAAUCAGCACCUAAGUUCAGCACCUGAGUGAAAGGAAACACCCCUCCAGACCAGCAGACCAGUAGGCCCGGUCGUUUGUUAUCAUCAUUCAAAAAGGGAGGCUGGAAGACCGUCCUGAGGCUACUUAGCCACUUAGCAAAUUAACACAAUCUAAUGCUGAAAGACCAAAGAGUAUUUUCUGUGUGGCAGUGAACAGAAACACAAACCACCACAAAGAGCUCAAUGGCUAAAGAAAAACAAUCUUACCUUAUAUAACAAGUUUGUUUCAACCUCACUCGCUCCUGACUUUAGCUCUUUGUUUACUCUCCUCACUUCCUCUUCUCGUGUGCUGAGCUGAACUGCCAGUCAAGGUGCUUUCAUUCACUGAAGUUCUCCAGAGUCUCCGUCUCACCCUGAAUCAGCAGAAAAAAAGCAGAUUAGCAUCAGCCAGGGCUAACAGUGCAGGGCGCACUACAGUGACUAGGGCGACGGAUUGACCAACAGACGAUUGCGGCUUGGCAGUUCAGGGCCUUUAACACUGUUUAUGCUGUAAGAACUAUUAACUGUUAUUCAUGUUAGGAGCUUUGAAUAUUGUAUAGAGCUCCUUUAAUAUGACAAAUAAGAAUUUCACGAUUAUUUAGUACACUACAUCUGACUCAGAUAACAAAGAAAAUAUACAUUGGAUGCCUUUUAUAAGAUGGAGAAAAUAGUGUCCUUCGAUAUGCGUACAUGUUGUUUUACAAUGUUAAAUUGACAACAGUCAUGGACUGGAGAAAUGAAUCUAAAAAAGAUUUUCUCCUAACUCCAGUCAAUGUUUGUUUAAUGUUUAAGCCUUAAAACCAAUAUUAAUACUAAAAAUGUUUAUAUGGUCAACAAUUAGCAUUUUGUUUGUGCUCAGUCAUUUAAUUUUGUACUUUUUAUUGUUACAAAAUGAGCGGUAAAUUCUUUUGUUUAACCAAAGAGGCAGUGGGAUUAUUAGCCAUCUAGCUGCAUACCUGACCUCACUGCACCGCUCACAAGUGGCUGAACAUUUAUGAAGAACUUGAACUGAGCAGGGAUCCUCCUCCUAACAUUCAGACAGACAUUUGCUGGAUAGUUUUAAGACUGAUAAGGGACUGACCAUUCAUGUAAAGCCCCAGUAGUACUUCUGCCACAAGGGGACCAAUAAUUAAAUUUCUACGGGUGGUUUCGAGUCACAUUCCUGCAGUUACAAUGAAUGUUUUACAGAUUUUCAUUGCACAUCGAUGACGAUUCUGUGUUUUCUGAGCAGAUGAAGCAACAGUAGAAGCACCCACAGUGCUUUUUUUUAGUGGCGUUAGUUUCCAAUGACUGCAUAUCUUUCCACAUUACAGAGGUCAGACUUGACACAUCACAUGUGUUUACAGAAUUUCAUACAAUGUGCAAACAUUCAAGUACAUUAAAGAAACAGCAAUAACUACUCAUACAGUAUUAUUGAACUUACGGUGUUGCCUUUGUAAUUAGUUUUGGGUAAAUAUUUUAUGAAAACAGUAUGAAAUUUUUAGUGUUAUAAGGCUAUACUAUCUGUUGAAUACCAAAUGUAAAAGUUUAUUUUUUUGAAGAGAAAAAAGUGAUGAAGGGAAAAGUUUUUUUUUUCUACAGUAGCUUGUCAUUGCUACUGAUGAUUUUAUGCAAAUCGUCUUCAACUUUGUUCAUGUUAUUAUUUUUCUGCUCAUUUACAGUUGUUGAAGUGCUUGUGUAUAUGUCAAUAAUGUACAUGUGUAUGUGUUUUGAUGUGCAUUACAUCGACGGCAGUGGAUCAGUGGUCACAAGAGGAUUUAUUUUUUAAUGUACCAAAUGUUAUUGACUGAAAGUCAUUUCCUCUCACCAGUUCAAACCAAAGACUAUAAAAAUAAUGAACGUAGCCACUGUGAAGGACCCACUGGUUUAUGGACGUCUGUUCUGAAGGUCUCGUCUUGGACUUGACCACAUUUUUUUUUUUUUUAGUCUAAGACGGACAAUUUGUGAUUUUAUGACCAGUCAAAAGCACAGCUGUGAGGGUUUCAUUAAAUAAAGGAAUAAAGAAGGUCAAGUUGA